This is a messenger RNA of Lotus japonicus, 1981 nucleotides long. Its product is annotated as protein MAIN-LIKE 1-like. Bases 756 to 1811 code for a protein of 351 amino acids. The record is from RefSeq and is a predicted model, not a curated record. The transcript has 2 exons. NCBI's taxonomy places the organism in Eukaryota, Viridiplantae, Streptophyta, Magnoliopsida, Fabales, Fabaceae.
CGGAGUCGGGGUCUGAAUCGGGGUCGGAGUCGGGGUCUGAGUCUGAGAUUGAGGUGAGGAUGUAGAGGUAGAGGAUCCAAAUAUGCCGCCGCUCCAGAGAGAUCCACCGUUUCCUGGUGGGCCGGUUGAGUUGUCACUUCUGCAGCAUUACCCGGAUCACAUAGCGCCGUGGACGUGGCAUACCCUACUAGGCACCACUGACCCUCGUUAUUCUGAGCGAGGUGAUUUGAGGCUUGCCACUGCUGGUACGAAGCUCGGGCUGAUGACGUGUGAGGGGGACAAUUACAGGGAGGUCCGCUUGAUUGUGGAGAGGAGCGGACUGUAUCCACUGGUCAGGUGCAGCUAUGUAGAGACGGAUCCAGGGCUUAUAUCGGCCCUUGUGGAGAGGUGGCACGAGGAGACUAGUAGUUUCCACAUGCCAUUUGGGGAGAUGACUGUCACCCUUGACGACGUCUCCGCUCUUCUUCACAUCCCGGUUGGUGGGAGAUUCUACACUCCAGGAGUGGCCUCGAGAUAUGAUGUGGCAGAGACCUGCGCUUUACUGUUAGGGGGGGAUGCAGAUUUGUACAUGGCUGAGUUUGAUGUGAAGAGGGGUCCGACUAUGAGGUUCAGCUUCUUGCGAGACCUUUACCCGACAGCUGUUGCAGGUUUGUUUCAUUCAUUAUCUGAACUUUUUCCAACUAUUAUUUAUAUUUACUUAAUCAUAAUUGGUAUUACAUUGUAAUGUAGAGGGGCGGUACGAGCAUGCAGCCAGGAUGUACCCGAUGCAUCUUGUUGGCGCGACAUUGUUCGCCGACAAGAGUGGGGGGCACUCAUUCUCCGCCCGUUGGAUUGGCAUGCUACAGGAUCUUGAGCGGGUGUCGGAGUUCGCGUGGGGCGCCAUGGCCCUUGCCACGUUGUACGACCAGCUUGGACAGUCUUCUCGCAGCGGGGUCAAACAGAUGGGCGGUUACACUUCCCUGUUGAUGGCCUGGGUCUUUGAGCACUUUCCAGACAGGCUCGUUCGCCGGUAUGCGAACCCGGCUUACACAGAGGACCAGCCCAGAGCUCGUAGGUGGACAGAGUCACGGUCGGGGCAUGCUAGGCUUGACGAGAGGCGAGUACUACUUGAUGAGUUGACGGCCGACGACGUCACUUGGACUCCAUAUGAGGCCCACAGGGAAUGGCGACAGCGGGGUGAGAGGGCUUUGUUCUCAGGCUACAUUCGGUGUCCCUAUCCCCCUGCUGUGCGACCUCAUCUUCCGGAGCGGGUCAUGCGACAGUUUGGGUAUAUACAGACGAUCCCGCGCCACCCUAGUGAGAUGGAUAGAUCUCCCGCAGCUGAGGCUGUUGAUGCGGCAUUCGCAGAUUAUGUGCAGUACUUGUUCCCUGAGGGCGACCCUGCUAUAGAGGAGGGACAGGCUGUGGGCGGUUACAUGGAUUGGUACGCUAGAGUGUCUCAUUGUUUCAUCAUAUCGGAUGAGAGGAGGAUUGAUCUCAGUGCCGUGUCUGCUUUGCGUAGGGCUUUAGAAGUCCUUGAGUUGUCACUUGAGGUGGAUGAUGCUUUGCUGCCAGGCACACAGGCCCGCGCUUUAACGGAGAGAGCACUUCGCAUCCUCCAGGACUUGGCUGGGACACAGGGCAUUGCUUACGCUGCUGGGAGAGGAGGUCUGGGAGCAGGUGGCCGAGCAGGUGGCCGAGCAGGUGGCCGAGCCGGUGGCCGAGCAGGUGGCCGGGAGGGCGGCAGGGCAGCAGGUGGCCGGGAGGGCGGCAGGGCAGGAGCCAGGGGAGGCCGUAGGGGUAGGGGAGGUCGUCGGGGUAGGGGACAGUAGGGGACAUUAGUUGUAUGAACAUUUUGUUGACAUUACUAUUACGAUAUUAGGGGACUAUGUAUUUUGCACUACUAUUUCGGAUUAGUAUGAGUUUUAUGUUCACUUUAACGUAUGUUUUUUUUUUUUUUUUUUCACUUUUACCCUAAACCCUAAUAAUUUGUGAGCUUUAU